Radiomyces spectabilis is the source of this 1390-nucleotide messenger RNA. Its product is annotated as Cupredoxin. The transcript has a single exon. The record is from RefSeq and is a predicted model, not a curated record. NCBI's taxonomy places the organism in Eukaryota, Fungi, Mucoromycota, Mucoromycetes, Mucorales, Radiomycetaceae. Gene Ontology annotation, biological process: iron ion transport. Gene Ontology annotation, cellular component: plasma membrane. Bases 116 to 1258 code for a protein of 380 amino acids. Gene Ontology annotation, molecular function: oxidoreductase activity; copper ion binding.
GUAUCAUGUUUUUUUUUGAACUGCCGCAUUUAACAAAAUAGCUUGCCAAGGGCCAUUCUUUGUUCGCUUGCCAAAAUUCAUUUCAAACAAAAAUUCAGUUCUCGACCAUGUCAUCAUGACCAACAUGGGUUCUUCAUUUACGUUGCAAUCGUGGUCUUUUCGAGCUGUGAUGCUGCUAUUCUUGGUAAUGUUGUCUUGCACCUCCAUUGCAGCAGCACCUGUACGCAAAGUUCGAGACUACUUCAUCACAGCCGAAGAGAUCGUUUGGAAUUAUGCGCCUAAUCAAUGGGACAACUUUCGAGAUCAACCUUUGACCGAACUCCCCUCUGCAUUAUAUACUGUAAAAAACGAGACCCGGAUCGGUUCAAGCUACGUCAAGUGCGUCUAUCGUCAAUAUAUGGAUAAGGAGUUUACCUUGCCUUUGACUCAUGACGGCAGCCUGGGCCUGUUGGGUCCCAUCAUCCGUGCAGAGGCAGGCGAUCAAAUUCGAGUCUUGUUUUACAACAAGGCUACCAAACCCUUCAGUCUUCAUCCUCAUACGGCCACUUUCACCAGCGUCCCUGGACAAUCCAUCCAGCCGGGCAAUACCUACCAAUAUAUCUGGGACGUGCCUGCCGAUUUUACUUUUCCAACCAACCAAUCGUCGGUGCUCUGGACCUACAUAUCCCGCGCCGAUCCUUUGGCCGAUCUUAAUGCCGGUCUUCUCGGGCCCAUUGUCAUCUACAAAGCUGGCACCUUGGCCAAACCGUCGCCGGGAAGCAUGUUUGAAAAACCUCAAGGCAUCGACCAAGAAAUCUUUACCAUCAUGAUGACAACCGAUGAAGGACACUCGAAAUAUCUAAUUGACUCGGCGGCCGCGGCGGGCAUCGACGAGGCGAAUUUACAACAUCUCACCGAUACCGAUCCGCUGUUUCUGGAAUCCAAUCGCAUGUAUCACAUCAACGGCUAUGUCUACAAUAACAAUGAGGCUAUUCGGCUGUACUAUGGUCACGCCGUACGAUGGUAUCUGAUUUCGUUCGGUCUUGCAGAUGAUGAUGUUCAUACCGCCCACUGGCACGGCGCUACCCUUUUGCAACACGGCCAUCGAGUCGACGUAGUGGAUUUGAUGCCCGUCAGUUUUGAAACGCUUGAUCUCAUGCCUGAUAAUGAAGGUCAAUGGCUCUUCCAUUGCCACGUCGCACAACAUUUUGAAGCAGGCAUGACCGCCUUUUAUGAAGUAGAAAAAUUAGAAUACACAGGCGAUGAAGGCUGGGGUUAGACCUACAAAAAUAACAUCAUCUCUUCCUUGGCUCAUUCAUCAUAUUACUCUGUCAACCCAUGUAAAAUUGUACAAUACAUAUUACAACUGAAAAAAAAAAUUACUGUCAGCCGCAUAUGGCCCAUCAAAGAU